AUGGUUUCCUCUCUUUCUUUUUCAGUGAGUAUGUUUUUGAACACAUUAACCCCCAAGUUCUAUGUUGCCCUGACAGGCACUUCCUCUUUAAUCUCGGGACUCAUUUUGAUCUUCGAGUGGUGGUACUUCCGCAAGUACGGCACGUCCUUCAUCGAGCAGGUCUCGGUGAGCCACCUGCGCCCUCUGCUGGGCGGCGUGGACAACAGCGCGCCCAGCGCCGCCAGCGCCGCCGCCGGCGACGCCGACUCGAGCCGCCAGAGCGUGUCAGAAUGCAAAGUCUGGCGAAAUCCCUUGAACCUCUUCAGAGGAGCUGAGUAUAAUCGGUAUACUUGGGUAACGGGGAGAGAACCCUUGACCUACUACGAUAUGAAUCUUUCUGCCCAGGACCACCAGACCUUCUUUACAUGUGACACGGAUCAUAUGCGGCCUGCAGAUGCUAUAAUGCAAAAAGCCUGGAGAGAGAGAAACCCACAAGCCCGAAUUUCUGCAGCACAUGAAGCUUUGGAACUGAACGAAUGUGCUACUGCCUAUAUUCUCUUGGCUGAAGAGGAAGCAACAACAAUUGUAGAAGCAGAGAAACUUUUUAAGCAAGCUCUGAAAGCUGGAGAGGGCUGUUACAGGCGUAGCCAGCAACUGCAGCACCAUGGUGCCCAGUAUGAAGCUCAACACAGAAGGGACACCAAUGUGUUAGUUUACAUUAAGAGGAGACUGGCGAUGUGUGCGAGAAAGCUGGGAAGGACCAGGGAAGCAGUGAAAAUGAUGAGAGAUUUGAUGAAGGAGUUUCCUUUGCUCAGCAUGUUCAACAUCCAUGAAAACCUGCUAGAAGCUCUGUUGGAAUUGCAAGCAUAUGCAGAUGUCCAAGCAGUUCUAGCAAAGUAUGAUGAUAUAAGCUUACCAAAAUCAGCAACAAUAUGUUACACAGCUGCAUUGCUCAAAGCCAGAGCUGUCUCUGACAAAUUUUCCCCAGAGGCUGCCUCAAGGCGAGGGCUGAGUACAGCAGAGAUGAAUGCAGUAGAAGCUAUUCACAGAGCAGUAGAAUUUAAUCCACAUGUGCCAAAAUAUCUACUAGAAAUGAAAAGCUUAAUUCUGCCCCCUGAACAUAUUCUGAAGAGAGGGGACAGUGAAGCGAUAGCUUAUGCUUUCUUUCACCUUCAACACUGGAAAAGAGUAGAGGGGGCACUGAAUCUCUUACACUGUACAUGGGAAGGCACUUUCAGAAUGAUCCCCUAUCCACUGGAAAAAGGACAUCUUUUCUACCCUUACCCUAUUUGUACAGAAACUGCAGAUAGAGAGCUACUACCAUCAUUUCAUGAAGUUUCAGUUUACCCCAARAAGGAACUUCCCUUCUUCAUCCUGUUCACUGCGGGGCUAUGUUCCUUCACAGCCAUGCUGGCCCUCCUGACACAUCAGUUCCCAGAGCUUAUGGGGGUCUUCGCGAAGGCUUUUCUCAGCACCCUCUUUGCUCCUUUAAAUUUUGUGAUGGAGAAGGUUGAAAGUAUCCUGCCUUCUAGUCUGUGGCACCAGCUGACGAGGAUCUGAGGGAGCGCGCGCUGCCUGACUGCCAUGACCUCUUCCGUGCCAACGCGCUGGCGACCACAAGAAAGCAUGAUAAAAAAAAAGGGAAGCAGUUCUAAGACUUAAAAACUCUUCAUGGAUUGUCUGUUCUCAUAUAAAAACCGUUUUGUUGUACAAAAUACAUUGAUGUUAGGUUCUAUUAUAUUUUGCCUUCAGAAAAGAAAAAAAAACUUAAAAAUAAACUUUUGU
This is a messenger RNA of Nothoprocta perdicaria, 1764 nucleotides long. RefSeq names its product suppression of tumorigenicity 7 (gene ST7). The record is from RefSeq and is a predicted model, not a curated record. Bases 1 to 1539 code for a protein of 512 amino acids. Lineage: Eukaryota; Metazoa; Chordata; Aves; Tinamiformes; Tinamidae. The transcript has 14 exons.